AUGGCCAAUGAAAUGUCCUAUCUGUUUGAGUUCACUAUGAUUUCUAGUGAAGAAGCUAUUGAAAUUGCUAAGCUUCUUGCAUUGAAAGAAGGAUUGCUGGUGGGCUUUUCUUCUGGGGCGGCGGCUGCUGCAGCAAUAAAGAUAGCAAAGAGGCCAGAAAAUGCUGGGAAACUCGUUGUUUUUGAGAAGACUCCUGAUGAUAUCGAUAUUAUUAUUGCGACCAUGGCCCUAUUUUGA
This is a messenger RNA of Ilex paraguariensis (yerba mate), 237 nucleotides long. NCBI's taxonomy places the organism in Eukaryota, Viridiplantae, Streptophyta, Magnoliopsida, Aquifoliales, Aquifoliaceae. The record is from the annotation of a GenBank genome assembly.